CACAACACAGCACAAACUGCAACUGCAAAUUGCGCUUAUAUUUUGUAAGACACACUUCAAAUCGACCUCCAAUAGUUUUAAUAAUUUAAAUUAAAAAAACAAUCAUCAUCAUUAUGAGUUUUCUACAAAUUACAACUUUAAUUCUAGUUUUAGCUUUUCAUUUGGUUUUAGUCACAAGUGAGACUGAUGAUUGUGGCCAUGACCUAAGCACUCCAACUGGCUUAGAUAAAUACAUCGACUUCAAGUUUCUGGGCAGAGUUUUUCGACACAUAGUUCCCUUCCUGAGUACAGAGGUCAAAAUGAAGUUCUAUCUGUAUAAAAGAGCAUUUCCAUCUUGUGGACAAGAGCUUCGCACAGACGACGAUUCAAUGGAGAGGUCAGGUUUCAAUGCUUCACAUCAAACAAGAAUAAUCAUUCACGGUUGGAUGAGUCAAAGUAAAAACGAUCUAAAUCGUGACAUAAAGGAUGCUUACCUAAGCAUCGGAGACUUCAAUGUGAUCAUCGUCGAUUGGAGUGUGAUCUCAAGCUCGCUGAAUUACCUCAAAGUCGUGAAGCUGAUCGAGACCUUUGGCGGAAUUGUGGCCAACUUUGCAAAUCAUCUUCAUUCAACACUGGGUGUGGACUAUGAUGACAUUUACCUGAUUGGUCAUAGUUUAGGGGCACAAAUUGCUGGCAGUGCUGGGAAGCAAGUUAAACCUGCCCAGUUCAACACGAUUUUCGCUCUCGAUCCAGCUGGACCGGCAUUUCGGUUCAAGGACAUGGAUUGCCGCAUUGAUAUGACCGACGCCAAAUACGUUGAGUCAAUUCAGACAAGUGUGAAUUUGGGGCUACUUCAACCAGUUGGCCAUGCUUCGUUCUUCCCCAACAAGGGAAUCUAUCAGAAAUGCUUAGGCUAUGGCUGUUCACACAGCAGGGCGUAUGAAUUCUUCGCCGAGUCAAUAACUAGUUCACGGGGAUUUUGGGGAUCGUUGUGCGAUGAGACUGAAAGGAAAUGGAGUUGCCCGGAGGAGGGCAAACAAUACAAAAUGGGUGGCGAGCCAUCCCAACCUAAGACUGGUACUUUUUAUGUUAGAACUAGGGCUACUGCUCCCUAUGCUUUAGGGAGGUAUCAUAAAUAUUUAUAUGCUUAA
This is a messenger RNA of Eupeodes corollae, 1130 nucleotides long. RefSeq names its product phospholipase A1-like. Lineage: Eukaryota; Metazoa; Arthropoda; Insecta; Diptera; Syrphidae. The record is from RefSeq and is a predicted model, not a curated record. Gene Ontology annotation, molecular function: lipase activity. The transcript has 3 exons. Gene Ontology annotation, biological process: lipid metabolic process. The coding region runs from base 114 to 1130 and encodes 338 amino acids.